Molecule: messenger RNA, 1416 nt
Organism: Mycena citricolor
Lineage: Eukaryota; Fungi; Basidiomycota; Agaricomycetes; Agaricales; Mycenaceae
Source: the annotation of a GenBank genome assembly
AUGCGGAAAUGGGAUAUAAGGGGCUGCCAAUGCCGCUCGAUGUGGCUGCAAGCGCAUGGCAAUCACUCCCUCAUCACCUUCGCCGAGGAUGGGGAUCAUACUGAAGAAGGCUACGCUCCUGUAAUCCGCCGCUCCGCUCGACUCGCUGGUCUCCCCCCCGACUAUGAUUCUCUGUCACAUUCUCCUGCCACCAUUAGCAUCAACGAGGACCCAGCUGCCGCCCACACAUGUGAUGCCCCGCAUGCGCACACCAACACUUCGGACGAUUUCACGGACUCUGACACCGCUGGCGAUGGCGCGCUUGACGCUCCGCAUUUGGGAUCGACUGCUGCCCGGGAUCCCCCUCACUCCACUCGCCGUCAGCAGCGGCAGCGGCUCCGCCAGCAGAGAUUUCAUGAGCGGCGCGAGAAAGAGAAGCGGGAGUACAAGGCCCGGCAGAGCACGGGGCAGCGAGCAAAAGGAGCUCGUGGAUACGCAGGUAAUCGGGUCAGCGGGCAGCCGCCUGAGGAGGGGAUGAUCGAGAUCCCAAUGGGUGAUGGGUGCGUUCGACCAGCGGCCUGCUCAGCGCAAUGUUUAUCAUCACCCUAUAGUGCCGCCGUUUCCGUCUUCGACGCCGAGGGGCGCAAGACUGUUCAUUGCGCUAACCGGUGCCAGCGCGCUGACGUCCUUCACGCCUGCCAUGAAGCUGCCCGUCUAGUUCAAGGGGAUCGGAUGAAGCCAACAUUCAACAAUACGCAAAGCCGAGGGAAUUUCAAGACGUAUUACUUCUCGCUGCACCGGGGAUCAACCGCGCUGCCCCGGUUUUCAAAAGAUAUUGAGGAGAAUCGGGACCUCUAUGAUCGCUUGACCGAUGUUCUCAAGCCACUCAUGAGAUAUGUUGAAGGGAUCUUUAAGGCUGAGUUCCCCCAGCUCUACAAACGGUACGCCGAUGCGAUGGCUGACAUCAAAAAGAUGCACCCCGAGCUGGACGCCUGUUUUUCCCCAUUUGCGUCAUUCUGUAUCAACAUCAGCGAGACCGGAGUUGUUACAGUGAAGCACAUCGACAUGCAAAACCUCGCACCAGGCCUCUGCGUUGUUAUUCCCUUUGGUGACUUCGAUCCAGCGCUAGACUGCAAACUACACGUUGUCGAACUGGGGUACACGUUCCAGGUGGCAGCGGGCACACCCAUCUUCUUUCCAUCAGCUCUCUACACACAUUACAACUCAGCCCUGAUCUCCAAAGGGAUGCGCGGAUCCAUUGUUGCAUGGACUGGCGCGUCGAUUUUCCAGUACGUGGAUCUUGGGUGUCGGGCAGUGAAGCACCUCUCCAAGUCAGAGGCGGCAGAGUACAAGGCAGGUUUGGAGAAUAGGGUUAAAGAGGGACUCGGACUGUUUCCUAAAAUGAAGACAAGGCCGGCAGACUUGGGUGCAAAGUAA